Messenger RNA from Humulus lupulus (European hop), 1614 nucleotides. RefSeq lists its product as uncharacterized. Lineage: Eukaryota; Viridiplantae; Streptophyta; Magnoliopsida; Rosales; Cannabaceae. Bases 1 to 1614 code for a protein of 537 amino acids. The record is from RefSeq and is a predicted model, not a curated record. The transcript is spliced from 6 exons.
AUGGAGAUGGCCAAGUUGGAGCUGGAGGUAGUAGUGAAUCAAAGGGAGGCCGCCAAGGAGGCCCUUGCCCGGGAGGUGGCCCAUGCUCAGACGAAGCGCGAGGAGUUCGACCGUGCCAAGGCCGGAUUGGAAGAGGAGUUGUCCCGGAAAUCAAAGGAGGCCGAUGAGCGGGCAACACUUUUGGAGGCGGCCACGGCUCAGUCUGUCCUGGAUAAGGAGGAGAUCCAGGCAUUGAAGGACCGGAGUAUUGUAAAUACCAUAACAUUCUACAAAUAUCCUAAGAGUAUAUCCGAAAUCCCAUUGAAUUGCACUGCUUACGGCCAUUCAGGAAAAUGUCCCUCGCACUAUCCCAUUGCCUACAACCCCAAAGAAGAUCCAGAUCGUUCAUCUUACGACACGUGUCCAGAGUACUUCCGUUGGAUUUAUGAAGACCUGAGGCCAUGGGCCCGUACAGGGAUUUCUAAGGACAUGGUGGAAAGAGCUCAAAGCAUGGCCCACCUAAGACUGGUGAUAAUAAAGGGCAAGGCUUACGUGGAAACGUAUAAGAGGCCGUUCCAAACUAGAGACAUUUCCUCUCUGUGGGGGAUCCUACAGUUGUUACGGAGGUACCCAGGUAGAGUUCCUGAUUUAGAUUUGAUGUUAAAUUGUGGAGAUCGACCAACAGUUCAGUCAAGCGCAUACAGUGGGCCCAAUGCCACAUCACCACCUCCAUUGUUUAGAUUCUGUAGGGAUGACACUACACUUGACAUUGUGUUCCCUGAUUGGACAUUUUGGGGUUGGCCUGAGAUAAACAUAAAGCCAUGGGUGUCUUUGUUGAAAGAGUUAGAAAAGGCCAAUAAGAAGACCGAAUGGGUGAACAGGGAACCUUAUGCUUACUGGAAAGGAAAUCCAUAUGUUGCUGUCAGCAGACAAGACCUCCUUAAAUGUAACGUUUCAGACAAACAAGAUUGGAAUGCUCGUGUUUAUGUCCAGGAUUGGGAUCGAGAAUCGAAGAAAGGGUACAAGAAAUCAAAUUUGGCAAAGCAAUGUACUCAUAGGUAUAAGAUUUACAUUGAAGGGGCAGCUUGGUCUGUUAGCGAGAAAUACAUUCUUGCAUGCGAUGCUGUGACAUUACUAGUGAAGCCGCGUUACUUUGAUUUCUUCACUCGUGGUUUAUUACCGAGGCACCAUUAUUGGCCCAUUAAUCCUGAUGACAAGUGUAGAUCCAUUAAGUUUUCUGUUGACUGGGGCAACUCUCACCAAAAAGAGGCACAAGAAAUAGGAAAGACAGCAAGUAAUUUCAUUCAAGAGGAGCUAAAGAUGGAGUAUGUGUAUGACUACAUGUUACAUAUUUUAAAUGAAUAUGCGAAGCUAUUGCAAUAUCAGCCUACUAUACCUGAAAAAGGUACUGAACUAUGUUCCGAGGCAAUGGCUUGCUCAGCAAAAGGACUGACAAAGAAAUUUAUGAUGGAAUCAAUGGUGAAAGGUCCUGCGGAGAGUAGCCCAUGUAGCAUGCCUCCUCCUUAUGAUCCUUCAUCUUUAUAUUCUCUUCUUAAGAGAAAGACAAAUUCAUUAAAAGAAGUAGAGAUAUGGGAGAAGAAGUAUAGGGAUAAUCAAGAUAAGCAGCAGCCAUAG